GCAGCCCCCAGCGCUAGACUAGCCCAACGCGUCCCGCUUCGCAGCGCAGCGCACGGCGGCACCAUGGGGUCCCGCAACUUGGAGAUGAUUUUUGACCGCGUGGGGCACUUCGGCAGAUACCAGAUAUUCCUCUAUUUCAUAUGUGCCUUCCAGAACAUCUCUUGUGGUAUCCACUACUUGGCUUCUGUGUUCUUGUCAGUGUCCCCCCAGCAUACCUGCAGGCCCCCUGGCAACGUGAGUCAGGUUCUUUUCCACGAUAUCUCUGGCUGGAUGCUGGAGGACAUCUGGACCCGAUUUUCCAUAGGCCGGGAAGAUCACAUCAUAGUGCAGCUACAGAACGGUGAGGUCUGGGAGCUCACAAACUGCCGCAGGUUCCGAAGGGAUGACAAGUCGAGUUUGAAUUAUGAUUAUAACGGCCAUAAGAGUAGCUUUCCUUGCCUGGAUGGCUACAUCUAUGACAAGAGCAAGUGGCAAAGCACCGUGGUGACUGAGUGGGAUCUGGUGUGUAACCGGGAAUGGUUUGGAAGGCUGAUCCAGCCCAUAUUUAUGUUUGGAGUCCUGCUGGGAGCAGUGAUCUUCGGCUACCUUUCUGACAGGGCAGGAAGACGACUUGUCUUGUGGUCCACAAGCAUCGGUAUAUUUUUGUUUGGCGUAGCAGCGGCAUUCACAUUUGAUUAUUACAGCUUCAUGAUCACACGCUUUCUUCUUGCUAUUGCUGCAAGUGGCUAUCUUGUGGUGGUGUUUGUCUAUGUGACAGAAUUUGUUGGCAUGAAGUCCCGGACAUGGGUGUCCAUUCACUUGCAUUCCUUUUUUGCAUUUGGAACCAUGAUGGUGGCUUUGACAGGCUACUUUGUCAGGACCUGGUGGAUCUAUCAAAUAAUCCUCUCCACAGUGACUGUCCCCUUUGUCCUGUGCUGUUGGAUGCUCCCGGAGACACCUUUUUGGCUUCUCUCAGAGGGAAAAUAUGAAGAAGCACAAAAAGUAAUUAACACGAUGGCCAAGUGGAAUAAGACGAGAUCCUGUAAACUGUCAGAACUUUCAUCACUGAGUUGCCAUGGUCCUGCUGGCAACAAGCCCUCUGAAGUUGAGAAGCACAGCCUAUCAGAUCUGUUUUAUGACUGCAAUAUUGGAACAAGGACACUUACUGUUUGGCUGACUUGGUUCACAGGGUGUUUGGGGUUCUACUGCUUUUCCUUGAAUUCUGUUAAUUUGGGAGGCAAUGAAUAUUUAAAUCUCUUCCUCAUGGGAUUAGUGGAGAUUCCUGCCUACAUCUUUGUGUGCUUCGGGAUGGACCGUGUAGGGAGAAGAAGCAUUCUGAUUUUCUCCCUUAUCUCAAGUGCCGUGGCCAGUGCUGUGAUGAUGGUGAUCCCCAAGGAUUACCAUGUUUGGUUUGUGGUGGCAACUAUGGCUGGGAAAUUUUCCAUAGGGGCAGCGAUUGGCCUUGUUUACCUUUAUACAGCAGAGCUGUAUCCAACCAUUGUAAGGUCACUGGCUGUGGGGAGCGGCAGCAUGGUGGGCCGUUUGGGAAGCAUCGUGGCUCCAUUCUGCAUUUAUCUCUCCAGCGUUUGGAUCUUUACGCCCCAGUUGGUUGUUGGGUCUUUGGCCUUCGUGAGUGGAUUACUAACAUUCACGCUUCCAGAAACCCUUGGGAAGCCUCUGACAACUGCUUGGGAGGAGACUGAAAAAGAGAGCAAUUCAGGCAAAUUACUUCCUACGACCAAUAAUACCGAGUUGGAAAACACCGCAGUGAUUAGCCCUGGGGAGUCUGGUCCUAAUAAAUAAAUGUGCCAGGUGCCCUCCAGCACCUGAAAUACCAUGUAAUGCCUUUGUAUUAGAGGAACAUUAGUCUCAUCUCUUAUAUGUCAUGUUAUAUAUGUGUCUUGUUAAAACUUUUGUAAGAAAGUUUUAAAACGUUUUAUAAAAGUAGAAGAAAAUAAAAACAAAGAUGAGAA
This is a messenger RNA of Camelus dromedarius (Arabian camel), 1952 nucleotides long. RefSeq names its product solute carrier family 22 member 16 (gene SLC22A16). The transcript is spliced from 8 exons. NCBI's taxonomy places the organism in Eukaryota, Metazoa, Chordata, Mammalia, Artiodactyla, Camelidae. Gene Ontology annotation, biological process: transmembrane transport. Gene Ontology annotation, cellular component: membrane. The record is from RefSeq and is a predicted model, not a curated record. The coding region runs from base 64 to 1782 and encodes 572 amino acids.